Odontomachus brunneus is the source of this 4465-nucleotide messenger RNA. RefSeq names its product staphylococcal nuclease domain-containing protein 1 (gene Tudor-SN). NCBI's taxonomy places the organism in Eukaryota, Metazoa, Arthropoda, Insecta, Hymenoptera, Formicidae. The transcript is spliced from 9 exons. Gene Ontology annotation, molecular function: RNA binding; nuclease activity. Bases 323 to 3010 code for a protein of 895 amino acids. The record is from RefSeq and is a predicted model, not a curated record. Gene Ontology annotation, biological process: mRNA catabolic process; regulatory ncRNA-mediated gene silencing. Gene Ontology annotation, cellular component: nucleus; RISC complex; cytosol.
CACCAAAUCAAACGAAAUUCGGACGAUGUUCUCUGUGUAGAUCGCGCUCGUGCCGGCCACUCUAUCGAUACGUGGAAAGCGUGCGUGCGUGCGGUGCCUCUCUCCCGUCGUGUACCGCAUACAACCAACAUGUCAACUUACUCCUGAGUUCCGCCACGCGAUUAAUACACACACGAGGCAUUUCUAAUUCAACCAAGUUCGAGCGCCGGCACGAACCGAUCCGAGAACCGUGUGCGGGUCGUACAAACGGGCGCGCAUAUACCGUCGUAACCGCGAUUCAUACGUCUGACGAUUCACGACCAGUUAUCGUACCGUGAGCACCAUGAGCGCAAAUCAGGCACCAGUGAAAUUGAGAAAUGGAGUGGUGAAACAGGUGACAUCUGGAGACACUGUUGUUAUCCGUGGACAGCCUAUGGGAGGUCCUCCACCUGAAAUAACAGUCACUCUGUGCAAUAUCACUGCUCCAAAAUUGGAACGUUGGAAAGGAAACGACAGCACGGAUGAGACAAAAGAUGAACUGUACGCAUGGGAAGCCAGAGAAUUCUUACGCAGAAAACUCAUUGGUCAAGAUGUCACCUUUGCCACUGAGAAGUCUGUUAACACAGCCAGGACGUAUGGCACUGUCUGGCUAGGAAAAGACAGGAAUGGCGAGAACGUGAUCGAGACUUUAGUGUCUGAAGGUCUGGUGACUGUAAAAAAAGAUAAUCGUAAUCCUACUGCAGAGCAGACGCGGUUGAUCGAAUUGGAGAACAUGGCAAAAGCCGCGAAGAAAGGGAAAUGGGCUGAUUCACCAGCUUCCGAGCAUAUAAGAGAUAUCAAGUGGACUGUCGAUGAUCCUCGGAAAUUGGUCGAGAAGUUUGGCAAGAAACCGAUCAAAGCUGUAAUCGAGUUCGUCUUCGAUGGUUCUACUGUCAAGGCUUUCCUCUUGCCUGAUUUUUACAACAUAACAUUAAUGAUUUCGGGUGUUCGCUGCCCAGGCUGGCCGAAUGGACGCCGUGAGAAUUCUGUAGGCGAUCCUUAUGCGGACGAAGCCAGAUAUUUCGUGGAAUCGCGACUCUUACAUAGGGACGUCGAGAUAGUGCUGGAGUCGGUCAACAAUAACAAUUUCAUCGGCAGCAUUAUUCAUCCCAAGGGAAACAUCGCUGAAAUCCUGUUGAGCGAGGGUUUUGCCAAAUGCCAGGAUUGGUCAAUUGUUAACAGCAGAUCCGGCGCAGAGAAAUUGUAUCUGGCUGAGAAAGCCGCGAAGGAAGCACGUUUGCGUUUAUGGAAAGACUACAAACCAUCUGGUCCACAGAUCGAAUUUACCGGUACCGUCGUCGAGAUUAUUAACGCAGAUGCGCUCAUUAUCCGGACGCAAAAUGGCGACAACAAGAAGGUAUUUCUGAGCAGUAUUCGACCUCCCUCUCGAGAGAAGAAAAAUAUCGAGGACAGCAAUAAUACUGCUCGACCGAAAGACUUCAGACCUCUCUACGAUAUACCGUGGAUGUUAGAAGCGCGAGAGUUCUUGCGCGAGAAAUUCAUCAGGAAGAACGUAAAAGUGGUGGUUGAUUAUACUCAGCCGGCUAGAGACAAUUUCCCAGAGAAAUUGUGUUGCACGGUUACCUGCGGUAAAACGAAUAUCGCAGAGGCAUUAGUUGCACGAGGCCUGGCGCGAGUGAUCAAGUACAGACAAAACGAUGACCAGCGUUCUUCGCAUUAUAAUCUCCUGCAAGUCGCUGAGAGUAAAGCGGAAAAGUCGCAACACGGGCUGCAUGCAAAGAAGGACAUUCCAGUUCACAGAAUAGUGGAUCUCUCGAACGAUCCCUCGAAGGCGAAGGCGUUCUUGACAUCUCUCAAGCGUGCACAGGGAAUCAGAGCUGUCGUGGAGUUUGUAACGAGCGGCUCGCGUCUGAAACUCUUUCUUCCAAAGGAAGACUAUGUUAUCACGUUUGUGUUGGCUGGAAUAAGAACUCCGCGCUGUCAGAGAACAUUGCCUGGCGGCGGGGUAGUGAAGGCCGACGAAUAUGGCGAGAAAGCUCUAGCCUUCACUAAGGAGCACUGCUUCCAACGGGACGUAGAGAUUAAGAUCGAGAACACAGAAACGAAAUUGAGCGGUUUCAUCGGUUGGUUAACUGUGAACGACAUCAAUAUGUCCGUUGCUCUGGUUGAGGAAGGUCUCGCCGAAGUGGUAAAUUUCCAAGAUUCUGGCGAGCUUACGAGGACCCUUAAAGCCGCGGAGGAACGCGCGAAAACGAAGAUGCUGAAUAUUUGGAAGAACCGCGUGGAAGCGCCGGUCGAGAGCGACAAGAUCGUGGACGAGAAGGAAGGACAGGAGCGGAAGAUCGACUAUCAGAAGGUAGUGAUUUCCGAAGUUACUGACGAUCUUCACUUCUAUGCUCAGAGCGUCGAUCAAGGGAGCAUGCUGGAAAACUUAAUGCUGCAGCUGCGCCAAGAACUGGCGGCCAAUCCGCCGCUUAUUGGCGGUUAUAAGCCGACUAGAGGCGAUUUGGCGGUCGCGAGAUUCACAGGCGAUGAUCAGUGGUAUCGCGUGAAAACAGAAAAGGUUUCCGGCACUAACGUUAGCGUGUUCUACAUCGAUUACGGUAAUAGGGAAACCGUCCACGUUACGCGAGUCGCCGAUUUGCCCGCGCGCUUCGCGACCGACAAACCGUAUGCCCACGAGUAUGGGCUCGCGUGCGUGACACUUCCGAGCGACACCGACGACAAGAGGGCGGCGGUAAAGGCAUUCAAGGAAGAUGUAUUGGACGAAAUUCUGCUUCUGAAUGUAGAAUACAAACUGAGUAAUAAUGUGACUGCUGUUACGCUGGCACAUGCCAACACAAACUACGAUAUCGGAAAGGGACUGAUUUCUGAUGGAUUUGUGCAUGUUCAGAAGCAUCGGGACAGGAGGCUGACGAAAUUGAUCGAGGAAUACAAGAAGGCUGAAGAAGAGGCGAAGAAUAAUCAUCGCAACAUUUGGAUGUACGGAGAUGUACGGCCGGAGGACGACGACAAGGAAUUCGGAUUGUAACUGAAUUAAGUGCUCAAACAUGGAAUUAAGCAUAAUCGAUAACCAGGGAAAAACAAGACGUGGAAAGGUGGAAGAAUAGGCGUGUUAAAAGCAAACGAUUACAUAAGAAUUAUUAUGAUGAAUUAUGCUACAUAGGUGAUUAAGAAUGGUGAGUGUCGAUGCGAGAGCUACAUGUUGCACACAUUAGACGCAAUACAAUUAUAUAUUUCAAUAUAUAAAGAGAAUUGUACAUAACGAUUUUAAUUUCUGUAAUACAAUGAAUAUAAAACGUGCACGCGGAAUAGUACUCGAAACGAGACUACGCGACAUAGACAUUACAUGUAUUCUCAUCGACAUGAACAUUCGUUAUUACUCGGUGCCACAAAUGCAAAUUGUUUGGUGACCCGACACUCUUGACCUGUACGAAGCCCUCAAUGUGCAAUUCAAUGUGUCAAUCAUACUAGAUAUAUUAAUUAUUUGCUUUUCCUAUAUAUUGGAUGAACAAUAAUCAUGUUAUUAAUGCGUGCUACUUUUCAAGUUUUUACAUGGGUGAUGAUAGCUAUAGGAUUUGUAAUCGCGAAUUUAAUCAGAGGCACUGGUAGUUAAACGCGGAAAUAGGGAGAACGUUCAUAUCAAGCAGAGAGUAUCGGGAUAUUUUCAAUCAAAGCUAUACAAUGGCACAGUUUCAUCCGGUAUAAAGGUUUCCAUCCCUAAGUAUGAGUGUGUGUGCGUGCGUGUGUGCGGAUAAUAUAAUGCAUAAUACAAGCAUGAUACAAUGGGGGUACAAUAAUAAUAAUGCAAAGGAAAAUGCUGUCUGCUGUGUCAAAGGAUAUGCCGUCUUUAUUGUGACUCUACCGUCUUUUUUCCGACGAAUUUCACGUUAUACGCGUGUAUGUUGUAUUCGUAACAAGUUUGAUAUUAAUGUACUUACAAGAAAUUAUUUAUGCAGUUAUACAGAUCUGUCUUACGAAUUGCAUUACAAUUAUGAAAUUUAAAUGUUCAGGAUUUAUUUGCGAUGAACAAAUGUUAUCUAUCGUGUGUUCGGGUGAAGUAAACUCACAGUUGUUAUACGAUAUGAGAAAACAAGAAACGCAGUAGCAUUAUGAUGCCAAGUACAUAAAAAACUACAUUAUUCUGUGCACCGAAGAAUAAGUCCGUAUAUUUGUUUCGGUAGAUUCAGCAUUAUAAUUAACUGUAAUUUUAAUUAACGAUCUUUAUACCAUAUAUAUUGUAUCCAAAAUUGUUUCCUACUUCUUCCUUUAAACGUUUUGCGACUAAAAGCUUUUACUUGCAGUACUUUGUUGACAUUAUAUCACAUCUCAUUGACACAAUUUACCGACGUAAUUUUGUAAGUAAAGUAUCGGAUAAACCUAUAAUUGCAUUAUCCUAUUGGAUAAUCGAUACAUUAUAUGUGUACACACAUUGUAGGAUCAAAAAAAGAAUAAAUAAGAAAGACUUGUUUUAAUUACUUAUAAA